Messenger RNA from Eucalyptus grandis, 1534 nucleotides. RefSeq names its product E3 ubiquitin-protein ligase RNF25. Gene Ontology annotation, biological process: protein ubiquitination. The coding region runs from base 111 to 1190 and encodes 359 amino acids. The transcript is spliced from 7 exons. The record is from RefSeq and is a predicted model, not a curated record. Gene Ontology annotation, cellular component: nucleus. Gene Ontology annotation, molecular function: protein binding; ubiquitin protein ligase activity. NCBI's taxonomy places the organism in Eukaryota, Viridiplantae, Streptophyta, Magnoliopsida, Myrtales, Myrtaceae.
GUUGACACGUCGAGCGGGAGCAAACGCGCGACGACUGGUGUAGGAGAAGCGUAAUUCGAGUUCUCCACCGCCGCACGAGCACCGCCUUCCGCCGCCGCGCGCGACUCCCGAUGGCCGGACACGACGACGACGAGGUGGCGAUGGAAGUGGAGGCGGUGGAGGCCGUCUACGGCGGCGAUUGCGUCGUCGUCGACCGGCAUCCCCCCCGGCUCCACGUCCGCAUCGCGCCCCGCACCGCCGACGUCUCUUCUCAGCAGUUCGUGGAAGCGGUCAUCGGCAUAAGCGCAGGCCCGCAGUAUCCGGAUGUCCCGCCUGAUGUUGAGCUUAUAGAAUCGAAGGGCCUUGAUGAUAGAAGGCAAAAAUAUCUUUUGGAUUGCAUAUUGGACAAAGCUCGUCAACUUUCCUCGUGUUCGAUGCUCGUAGCACUUUGUGAGGAAGCAGUGGAACUCCUCUCUAAGAUGAACCACCCAGAGGGUGACUGUCCCAUGUGUUUGUAUCCUCUGGUUCCUGAAGAUACAGAACACAGAGAUUUGGCAUUUAUGAAGCUGAUGUCUUGUUUCCAUUGCUUUCACUGUGAGUGCAUUAUAAGGUGGUGGAACUGGCUUCAAAAUGAGAACCAAACAGAAAUUGGUGAGAUGGGAAAUGAAAAAGGGUUAGAAAGCCGGGGAAACUGUCCAGUUUGCAGGAAAGUUUUUCAGGCCAAGGAUUUGGAACAUGUACUUAAGUUAAUCAGCUCAUUUUCAUCCAAAUCGAUUUUUGAGGGAGAUGUCCCUGAAGAGAAUGGGGAGCUUCUCCAGUCAGAUUCUGAAAAUAGUAGAAAGCAGAGAUUUGAGACCAUUACGAAAGUACAGCAAGAAAAUAAUGGCUUAAUUGAACCCAAGAAGGACUUGGUCGUGUUGCCAGGCAUGUACAUAACCCCAACAAUUACCUCGUCGACAUCUGGUGCGAUGAAUGACAAUAUCGAGCAACAACAACCAAGGGACGAAGCUGUCUCUUUGGAAACCGAUUCUAGCAAUGCCUUAAAGCAGCGAAGAGACAAGGCAGUUGCUUCUGUCCGCAAUUCCGUUGGAUCCUCAAACACACGAGGCGCCAUUGAUCAUAGGAACUCGGGUACAAGUAAAAGCAGUGCGAGGAAUGCUAGAAAGCCAGGCAAACACUGGGUUAGGAAAGACACUACACCUAGGGGUUAAUACUGGAUAAAAGUACGAAAGGUGCAAAUGUCAGUAUGAGUUUUUGUCAUGCCCUUAUGUGUAUACUAGGGAGUGCAUACGGGAUAUUUUUAAUUGUCCGUGCCUUCAGCUCCACCUGGACAUUUGAAUCCCGGUCUCAACUGGACCGAUUCAUCUGAUGUAAAAUAAUGCAAAUGUGGGAUCUGCCGUAAUGUGCGCAUCAGUCGGAUUGUGCAAAUCCUUGUAGUAAGAUGGAGGGCACGAAUUUGCAGUGCGCCCCCCUCGGCGGUCCCUGAACAAUGACAGCUUAUGUGGAAGUCAUUAUUGAAUUGCCUGAAUAAAACUGCAACAGUCAUUCCACUUUU